AUGGACCAUCAGGUUUCCUGCCAGCUUAGGCACGAUCCGUUCGUGAGUGUUAGGGUUGGUGAGGCCUCGCACCCUGGACCGCCAUCUCUUCUUGAAGGGCUUCAGUCCAUCCUUGAAAGCUGUGAGGAGGAUUACGGAGACGCUGCGGAGCAGUGGCUUUUGAGCGAGCUCCGAACACUUGUUUCCGCGCGCCCCUCCAACCUGUUGCAGGAGCUCAAGUCCUUAGUGAAGCGUGCGUCUCGAGCUCCACAGGAUUUUGCACAGACUGACCAUAGUGCUGCUGUGGCUCGCCCUAGAGGUUCAUGCUCUGAAGCUUGGGCUGAGGGCCAGGCUGGAUGGCAUAGCACUUGGGAGGACGAUUGGUGGACUCCGAGUCAUGAUGAUUGCUCAGGUUAUGCAUGGGAGCCUCAUGCUUCCCCUUGGAGGCGGGGGACCACACAUAGAACUGUCUUGUAUGCUGAUGAGUGGUCGGCCCCUGCUGCUUCGACUACGACUCAGUGCAAAGGUGACCAGGCCCCCCAGUCGGCUCUGGCUGGUAAGUGGAAAAACCGAAAGGCUGCCCGCAAAUCCCGGAAUGUUGAGCCAAGUCUUGAGGCAACCUCACGCGGUGAGGGCAAGUCGGCAAGCUCUCAGGACGAAUGGCAAAUCACCAAGGAGUUUUGGGUUGCUGCGGCCCCGCAGGCGGUGGGCUGGACUGAUUGUCCGGCUGACCUCGCUGAGGAACUUGAUGUUUCUGAUGGUGUUGCUUGGUGCUUCCUCACUCAGUGCCCUGAGGAGGCGGAGGAGGCAGCUGAUCUGAUUACGGCUGCGGAGGGGGAUGAAACGUCGCACUCUCUCACCAUCAUGUUCGAUGGUCAUGCUGACGCUUUGGGUGAUUGGGCCUCAGGUGCUCGCCUCACUGCCGUGCCCGGCAAAAUCGGCGCCCGACUUGUCAUGCGCAAGCUUUGGGUUAUCUCCUUUGGUGCAUCUGCUGCUACUCUUAGCACGAAGGAAAGCAAACCUCUGCAAAUCACAUCGCGCCCUCCGAAGCCUGAUGUUCAGAGAGCCUCGAGCGUUGUUGUGCGAUUUGUGUUUGAGCAGCAUUACAACCUGAACUGGGACAAGCUCGCCAAAAAGCCGAGCCACUUUGCAAGGCUUUGGGCUUCGGGGUUCGGGCUCACGCAAGGAUCCAUCCUCGACUCUUGGGGCUGGCAGCUGGAGGGCGAUUCGCGUGUCCGCGGACUCCUUCGAGUUGACACUGCGACUGCCGCACGCUCCCUUUGGGAGAACUCCGGAGCCAUAGCUGGGGGCUGCUGUGCCUUCACCAACAUCCUCGGAGAGUUUCAAGAGAAGGAACGCCAGGAGUACAGGGUUCAGUGGAUUCCUUGGACAAUGCAGGAGCGAUACUCCGACUAUCUUCGCCGUGUGCAAGGUUUGGCCAAACAUGGCAUUGUUUCUGGCCGCUCAUUGGGCAUCCGGUUGACGGUGGACGACCCUUCUUUGAAAGAGUCGCCGUGCCUCUGGCGAGCCAAAGCCGUGCCGGCUCAUUGGCAAUUGGAGCACGUCGCCGCUUUGAUGCAUGAUGUUGGGUUUCGUGACGUCCAAGUGCAGGCCAAACACCGCUCCAAACGUGGAGCCGACUGGCUCUUCAAGGCUGUGCGACGCGACGGAUCCUCAGUGGUCCAGCGGGACUUGUAUUGGGACCCAGACGAUGCCGAUGUCUCCGAGCUCAUCGUUAUCAAAGAAGGCGCCCGACGUGCACGCAAGGUUGCCACCAGGGACAUCCCAGCUUCCUACGCUGUGGAUUUUACGGACUUGGUGAAAUCGGCCUCUGCCUCCAAGAAACUGCCCAAGCCUUCGGGCAAGGGAGCUGCACGCCGACGGGGAAAUGCGAUCGUUGAUGAUGGCCCCGCGGGCGACGCUGGGCAAGAACCUGAUGAGGAAUCGCGCGAGCGCCAAGGACCGGGCCUCAAGCGCAGGGCUGAAGAAUCCGAGGCAGACGUGGACCAGGAGGGCGAACCCACUGAUGCAGCGACCGUGUGGAAGCUCAAUGCUACGCUCAAGGACAACCCGGGUGCCGGCAAUUGUCUUUAUCAUGCACUGGGCAUCUCCGGCGGCAGCGCCGGCAAGGAGUACAAUCACCGUCAGGUGAGGCGAUGGGUCAAUCACAACUUGCUCUACUUUGAGGCCGACUUCAAGGAGAUGUGGACCAAUGGCGGCCAGUUCAACUGCUCAGGUCGCACCUCGGCGUGUUCCUGGAAGGAGUUCUUGCAAGAGCAGACCCAGAACGCCUCCUGGGGCGGAUCCCUCGAAAUCGCGGCGUAUGCUCGAGGCGCCGAUGUGAGGAUCUGGAUUGUUGUUGCUGGUGAGGGUGCUGUUCACCUCAUCAACCCGACUGGCGCUAAAGGGGCGCUCGCUCUUCACUUCGAUCCGCAGCGGCAGCAUUAUCAGUGCUAUGUUGAUUUUGUUGAGCAGCACCUCGAAGAGCGCUACAAGGAGCUUGGCGGCAAGUGCCUUCCCCCUGAUCAGCUUUUGCGAGGAGGAAGCCCCGUGGCGAUUGAGAAUUCCUGCCAGGCGGCCCAGGUUUCGUGCAAGUUGACACAACCGCCUCAACCUGCCAAGCGCCGGUUCCUCACUCUGUCGGAGUGCGCUUCUGAACGCUCUGUCGAGGACUUGAGCCUGGGCGGCACGGCCUGUCCCCCCUUCCGCUCCCUCUCUGACUGUGCUUCGGCGUCUCCUGUCAGGACUCCGGCUCCUAAGGAUGUUCCGCCCAAAGUUGCUUGGUGCACACUCUCUGACUGUGCCUCUGAGCAUGCUGUGGGUGCUCACGGCCAGAGUGCUCCUGCUGCUGGUGUGCCCGUAAACUCUUCCAAGCAUGCUAUGACCCGGCCCCUCACGUUGUCGGAGUGUGCUUCUGAACGUUCUGCUGUGGGCCACCCAAGUGGCCUUCCUGUCCGCACCCUCUCCGACUUCGCUUCUGCCUCUUCUGCCUGGACCCAGGUUCUUAACGACGGCUUGCCCGGUGCUGCCUUCGGCACUUUGUCGGACUGUGCUUCUGCACGAUCGGUAUGUGACCGUACGGGGCAGGGCUUGGAGAUUCUCCCAGCCCCUCUCGAGGGUCCGGCUGCUGAGGCUGCUCAGGUGUGCUGGUGUGAUGAGCAGCAUCACAUAUACCGCAGGCUCUGUGAUCUCUUUUUUGACGCUGACUUACUGUUGCACUCACACAUGUUUGUUCAGCUUGUUCAGGAGAUUGCUGCUGAAGUUGGUCUUGCCGUGGCUCAGCUUGAGCCAGUUGCUGACUUACUGAAUCAGGAGCUCGACACUUUGUGCAGGGAUCCCGACCUUUGUUCGUGGACACCGGCUCAAAUUGCCGAUAUCAGGUGUGCUCUUGACUCACUUCGUGCCGGUCUGACUCAGGAUCUCUGUGAGGCUUCGGUCCAAGACACUCGUUCGGGGAGGCGACGUCUUGUGGGCAAGCAACCUCUGUUUCGAGGGCUCUCGGACUUUGCCUCGGCCUCGGGUGUCUCCAGCGACCCUGUCGGGGUUAAGGCUGCCACUAGAGCCUGGCCCACUCGUGCUGAUCUUCGCAUGCUGCAACACGGUGAGGGCUCUGCGUCAGUCGCCCUGCCCUGUGACAGGAUUACGGUCAAGCCUUCCCGACGUCGCCUGCGGUGCAAGACUCGACCUUGGACCAACCUGGCAGGUGUUGUUGGCACUGAGGCGCGAACUUCCGUGCCAGGGGACAUUAGAGAGCUCGAGCCUGACCUUGAGCCGGAGCCCCCUUGCAAGCGACUUCGAAGGAAUGCCAUUCCUGCCGAGCCUAAGCGAUGGGAGUGCCCCGCUCCGGGCUGCUCUUUUGUUGUGGUUGGAUCACAGUCUAAGAUUUCGAAGGCCAGGUGGAAUCACAAUCAGACUGCUCAUAACGGAUGCUUUCACGUGGGUGCCCAGCGAUUUGAGGACACGAUCCUCACUCCCAGGUCUCCGGAGGAGCUCGCUGACGGCCAAUCCUUAGGCUGGGUCUGUCCCUGUUGUCCCAAGGGUUUUCUCUCUGAUGAGUGGACUCACGCCACGGGCGAGCAACGCACCGCCUCGUGUCGCAAGCAUCGCUUAGAGGAGCAUCGGGAGGUCGCUUUGACUCACUGGUACGCCCUGAUCCGGCUUCGAGGGAACAGGCUCGCUUCGGCGAGGGCGAUCAAGCGCGGCAAGGCCCUCAACAGGGCGGCUGAAGGGUCGGCCAUCGCUGGUUGCACGACCUUUUUGUGGCCCCAGUGGAGCCCGCAGCGUUCUGGGAUCUGUGUGCUCAGAGCUUGGCGCUGCAACACGUGCAUGCACUGCUUUUUGCAUCGUGGCGAUGCUGUGAAGCAUCAGUGUACGGGUACCGCCCCCAUCAAGAGCCGGAACCCGAUCGUCUUGACGAGGCGGUUGCAGGCCCUUGAUGCUCUCACGGAGCAUGCUGCUGAUUCGGCGCUGCAACAGCACGACUUUCGGAUCAUUGUCAACCGGUGCAGGUGUGCACUGCGCGGUGGCGGGUCCUACUGCCAGCCCAUCUUCGAUGCCCUUUGCCAUCACCAGCUUGAUGCAUGUGCUCUGCAAGAGGUUGAUUUGAACUUGGAAAACUCCUUGUCCUUUGCCCGUUUCUGGCGGUCCCAGGGGUGGCAUGCUGUGAUUGCCCCCUCUGAUGAUGGCAAGGCGAGAGCUGCUGUGGUUUCUAGGCUUCCUUUGACCUCUCUGCAGCUCGCCUCCUGCUCUUCACGUGUGGCAGCUGCUCUCACUGAGGUUCGCAGUGGAGGCACCUUCUUCAAGCUUCUCCUGGUGUCUUUCUACGGGAAGGCGGGUGAUGCUGAGGUCACUCGCGAGCUUUUGGCCAAAGCCAGGGAGGAUCUGGCUCCGUUUGGUUUGCCUUUCGUUCUGGCUGGGGACUUUCAGUUUGCAACGACAGAGUAUCCGAUCGCCACGGCCCUUGCGCAGGGUCUUUUGGUGGAUCUCGACGACUGUCGUGCUGAGCCUCCUCCACCCACGGGCCCAGGUAACACUAGGGUGAUUGACUACGCUUUGGCUUGCCCAUCGCUCUGUGCCUCCUCUGCCUGCACUUUCACUGGCAUUGCCGAUCAUAGUGGGGUUUACUACGACUUUGAGGAUCUGGGAGCCUCGCCUCCCCUGCGUCCGCCCACCUUUCGUGUUGUGCGGCACACUCGUGAGGAGGUCCAGGCUGCCUUCUUGACCUCGGCCUUUCAGGCUCAGUGGGGUGCGGCUGUGUCGGUGGAUCAGCAGUGGGAGGUCCUUGCCUCUUUUGCUGACCAUGCCUUGACGGAUUGCGACCCUAGUGCCUCGAUUCGCCACCUCCCUUGGGACCCUAAGUGUAGGACUGGGGGGCAACAUAAGGCUGCCACUGCAUCCGAACCUGUGGAUGUGCGACGUCUUCGCCGGUUCCUUCGCAGGCUCCAGCAGGCCGGCUCUCAUGGAUGCACGGCGACGUUGGGUCGUGCCAUCCGGCGUGACAUUGCACAGCUCACUGAGGUCUUUCCCUCCCUCUCCCAGGUGCUCGCCAGCUCCGAUGACUUCUCGGACGCUGCUGCUGCUGUCACGCAAAUCUUGCAGGAUCGUGUUGAGGCGUUACGCUCGAUGCGCAUUAAGGCUUGGAAGACUGCUACUAAGGAGGACCCCUCUAAGCAGCGGAGAUGGAUCAAGGAGAGGGCGGAGCUUCUGCUGGCUCGCACUGCUAAGGGUCUCUCCCCUGAAGGCGCUGCCCAAGCCUCGUUGUUGCCUGAGGCGGUCCUUGAGCAAGAAGGGCGGCAGUGGACUCGCCUGUGGACGGCAUCGCCUCAGCUUCAGAGUCACGUGCGGCAGGUUUCGUCCUUGCUGGCCGCGCUGCCAGCCUUGUCCGAGGAGCCUACGGACUUCGACCUCAGCCCCGAGGCUUUGCGUUGCUCGAUGGGUAAGAUGGCUGGCAAAAGUGGUGGCGCCGAUGGCCUGCAAGCGGCUCAGUUGCUUCACCUCCCGCCGCUGUGGUGGGCUUCCUUCUCGCAGCUAUGGAUGAACGUGCUCAGCACUGGCUCCAUUCCUUUGGUGUGGAAGCGCAUCUCUGUCGUUCUACUUCCUAAGCUGACGGGCGGUUAUAGGCCUAUUGCCCUAGCUUGUGUUGCCUGGCGCUGCGGCGCCCGAUGCCUCAUGGCCGGCUUGCGUGACUGGUGUGAUCGUUGGGCGGGCGCCUCUUCCUUUGGGGGUUUGCCCACCCGUUCGACUGCUGACGUGCACAAGCGGGUGCACUGUGCGUUGCUCCGUGGCACAAAGGUUGCUGUUCAAGAGGACCUCCGCCGCUUCUUUGACUCCGUGCACUUCACGCUUGCCGAUCAGGUUCUCGCCCGCUGGGGCAUGCCUCUUGCGGUCCGACGGGUUCUGGCAGCGUUUUACGACAAGCAAGAGCGCUUGCUCAUGGUGCGCGGCCGGUGCGCUAGCACUUGGUUUCAGGCCACUUGUGGCUUGAUUCAAGGCUGCCCUCUCUCCCCUGUGGUGGCGGCGGCGGUCAUGCAGGUUUGGGCCUCUGUUGUUGAGGGACCGUCGGUUCUUGCCCUGACUUUCCAGGACGAUCGCACUAUGCUGGCAGUGGGAGGACCUGUCUCUGCUCAGUGUGAGGAGCUUCGCGCGGCUGGCCUCCGCUCCAAGACCUUUGACACUGCCUUUGCGUUGGCCUGCGACCCCGGGAAGUCCUCUGUUGUUGGCGGUCCGGACGCCCAGGGGCUUGCGGACACUUUGGGAUACGCGCGAGUGGAGGCCUUGUCUCUUCUGGGUGUCUCUCACCCUCUUGACUGCACUCUGCCCAAGCAGUUUCAGCGCCUGUUCUGGGAGCGUGUCCAUGCACGGCUUCAGUACACCGGACUGGUUUCGCAUAGCACUCGGCAAGUGCUGUUGCACCUCCAGAGCCUCUGCUUUGCGCCUUUUCUUUGGGCAGCUGGUUUUGUUCAGCCCUCUGACAACGAGUUUGCUGCCCUCAACGAGCCGGUGAAGGGGGCGCUCAGGUUGGCCCUCACUAGGGAGGCCCCGCCGGUCCUCUUUCACGAGAUCUUUGAGUGGCGAUCCUCUGCGCGCUUCUGUGCCGAUUGGGCCGUCCUGCGCACGGCGGUGGCUGCUUUCUGUGUCCGCCGAUCUUGGCAUGAGAACCUGUUGCUCGACGAGCUUGUGACUCCGUGGCAGUUUUCGCUGCCUCAGGCUGCGCCCCUGCUCGCCAAGCUUGGCUGGACUGUGGCGAGGGAUGGCAGCGCCAUCCACCGUGUCGACGCUUCCGGUCGACAGCGCAGCUUUUGCUUAGGUUACGACGGCCUCCAUGUGCUUCGCGAGUGGCUCCUGCUAUACCACCGACGCAAGACCUUGGCGCGGUGUGGUCGCACACGGCAAGCCUUCCACAGGAGCGAGGCGGGCUUGGCGCGGGGCUUGGACCUGCCUGGUCCUCAGCCUCAUGCCUUCAUACGGGCUCUUGGUCCUCGGGCCCUGUGGAGCUCUGCCAAUGACCUCGAAGACCGUAGAGCUGCAAUGGCUACUGGCGGCACCUGCUGGUACUACGGGGCAAUGCAUGCCUUGGAUGAUAAGGAGCAUGCCGUCUGUACCUGCGGCCUGACGGCUCCCAGUCGGGCUCACAGGUCUUGGGUUUGUGCUGACACUGCUGAUUUGAGGCAUGGCAUUCCGAUGCCACUCAAUCGUGCACAGGAACGCCUGAUGGCGCGAGAGUCUGUUGAGGAGCCCCCUGCUCCGGUUCUGGUGGCCCCGGAUGAGUUGGUGGCCGAAGUUGCGGAGGACCUGUGCCUCGGUGAGUCGACUCUCAUUGCAGCGACGGACGGCAGCAGCAAGCACAGCGUUGGUGCUGCCGCGUUCACCCUCCCUGGACAACGCGUCAAGGUUGCCAGCGGCUUGCCUGGUGAAGACCAGAGCCCCUAUAAGGCGGAGCUCCAUGCGCUUCUCCUUCUCUUCCGUGUCUUCUGUGCUGUCCCCUCUGAGCAGCGGACGGCCGUGAAAGUGCUGCAUGUGUUCUCUGAUUGCCAGUCGGCUCUCACUGCCAUUCGGACCGGCAAAGGUGCGCUGCCGCUUCUUGUUCGAGAUGUCGCUAUGCUGUGCGCUGACAUCGCUCGCUCAGGUGUGGAGGUUCAGCUCCACUGGGUGCCCUCCCACGGGAAGCCCGCUCCGUCUUGGGUACCGUGGCCUGGAGCGCAUCCUGAUCUCCAGCGUCAGUGGAACGCCGAGGUUGAUGCGCUUGCUGCUGCGGAGUGCCAUCGACGCCUACAUGGAUCGCAGCGCGAGGCUUUUGCGCGACACUUGGAAGAGAUCCAGAACUGGGAAAGGCGGGUCUUGAGAGCCUCCGCCGAGGCCUCCCGUCGCUUGUCUAAGGCGCUCCAGGGUGUCGGUUAG
Messenger RNA from Symbiodinium sp. CCMP2592, 8376 nucleotides. Lineage: Eukaryota; Dinophyceae; Suessiales; Symbiodiniaceae. The record is from the annotation of a GenBank genome assembly.